Molecule: messenger RNA, 1788 nt
Organism: Aspergillus terreus NIH2624
Lineage: Eukaryota; Fungi; Ascomycota; Eurotiomycetes; Eurotiales; Aspergillaceae
Product: putative sphingosine kinase (SphK)
Exons: 2
Coding region: 1-1788 (595 amino acids)
Biological process (GO): sphingosine biosynthetic process
Cellular component (GO): intracellular membrane-bounded organelle; cytoplasm; membrane
Source: RefSeq, a predicted model, not a curated record
AUGACUCCCUUCACCACGGCACUUGAUUAUUCUCGGCCGCCGCGGGCCUUCUCCACUCGCCUCCAGCUUCUCCAGUUCUCCCUCUCGUCUUCCUCUUCUUUCCCUUCUUUUCUCCUGCCCUCUCUCCUCCUCUUCCUCCUCUCCACUCUCCUGUGGACUCUCUUGUUUUGGGUUUUGUACCAUGCUCUGCUUGCAGUGCUGCGCAUAAGAAUGUCCUCUUCCGCCAAUGGCGCUUCGCGCCCGCCCUUCACCCACGGGGAUCAGCCGGAUUCGCAGAGCCGGCUGCUGAAGCACGAUGCGACCCUGGUGGUCGCUCAGUCGGUUUCCCUCACUCUAGGCGGCGACUCUCUUCUUGUCGUCGACGAACGCUCCUCGCGCAAACAAGAUCGUGCCUGUUGCGGUUUGCUGGCCAAGUCAUGUAUGCGAACCCCUUCAUGUGGCCUUAGGAAUCUUGCGAACGUAUCUAAUUUCGGACCUACAGCAACGAAAGAUACCCACUCCAUUUCGCUGUUCAACGUUCUAGACGCCGAUCUUUCCCCCGCCGGCUUAACCAUCACGUAUGCGGAUCCGACCAGCAAAGAUGACAUCUCCGUUGCGGCAUUGCAGUAUCCCGUCGCCGAGGAGGAAAAAGCAAACGUCGAGGCGUGGAUCGCACAGCUCCUUGAUAAAGCGUAUAGGAACGCGCAGCGGUAUAAGCGUCUGAAAGUCCUCAUCAACCCCUUCGGCGGCAAAGGGUCGGCGUCGAAACUGUACCACAACCAUGCGGCGCCCGUGUUCGCGGCCGCGCGUUGUCACAUUGAUGUUGAGGAAACCUCCCAUCAGGGGCACGCCACCGAGAUCGCCGAGCAGAUCGACGUGGACGCCUAUGAUGCCAUUGUAUGCUGCUCCGGGGACGGCUUGCCGCACGAGGUGUUCAAUGGUCUAGGGAAGAAAGCCAACGCGCGCGAGGCCCUCGCCAAGAUCGCCGUUACCAUGCUGCCAUGCGGCUCGGGGAACGGCAUGGCGUGGAACCUGUGCGGGACGGGGAGUGUUUCGGUGGCCGCGCUGACCAUCGUCAAGGGGUUGCGGACUCCAAUGGAUCUUGUGUCGCUCACCCAGGGCAACACUCGCACGCUGUCCUUUCUGUCGCAGUCAUUUGGCAUUAUCGCCGAGUCGGAUCUCGGCACCGACAAUAUCCGUUGGAUGGGCGCCCACCGGUUCCACUACGGCGUCCUCGUACGUCUCCUUUCGCGCACGGUCUACCCCUGCGACCUGGCCAUCAAGGUGGUGAUGGACGACAAGAAGGCCAUCAAGGCCCAUUAUCACACGUACGCGAACAGCCCACCGCCGACUCGCCCCGCGGAGGACGCCACCGGGGGUCUUCCCGAGCUCAAAUAUGGCACUGUGCAGGAUGAGCUGCCCAAGGACUGGAAGGUCAUUCCGGCCGAGACCAUCGGCAAUUUUUACGCCGGGACCAUGGCCAUUGUGUCCAAGGACACGCCAUUCUUCCCUGCGUCAGUGCCGAACGACGGCCUGAUGGACAUUGUCACCCUGGACGGCACGAUUGCCCGCACCACCAGCCUCAAGAUGAUGAUAGAACUCCCCGAGAAUCGGUUCUUCGACAUGCCCGAUGUCCAUGUGCUCAAGGCUACCGCAUACCGACUGGUUCCCCGCGAGAAAGAAGGAUUUAUCAGCGUGGACGGCGAGAAGUUGCCGUUCGCGGCGUUCCAAGCCGAAGUCCACCAGGGUCUGGGCACUGUGCUGUCGAAAUCGGGACAUCUCUUUGAAGCGGAGGCCCCGAGACCUUAG